Messenger RNA from Olea europaea var. sylvestris, 2111 nucleotides. Its product is annotated as rab escort protein 1. NCBI's taxonomy places the organism in Eukaryota, Viridiplantae, Streptophyta, Magnoliopsida, Lamiales, Oleaceae. The record is from RefSeq and is a predicted model, not a curated record. Gene Ontology annotation, molecular function: GDP-dissociation inhibitor activity. The transcript is spliced from 9 exons. Gene Ontology annotation, cellular component: cytosol; nucleus; cytoplasm. The coding region runs from base 1 to 1653 and encodes 550 amino acids. Gene Ontology annotation, biological process: protein geranylgeranylation; vesicle-mediated transport; intracellular protein transport.
AUGGAAGAAACGAUACCAUACCCACAUAUUGAGCCCUCGAAUUUUGACCUUAUAGUCGUAGGAACAGGCCUGCCGGAAUCUAUUCUCGCCGCCGCUUCCUCCGCCGUCAACAAAACCGUCCUCCAACUGGAUCCCUACCCGUUGUACGGCUCUCACUAUGCCUCCCUUCCCCUCCAAGAUUUCAUAUCCUUCAUCAAAUCGCAGCAGCUUCAAUCUGAACCGUCUUCCAAUCCUCAAGUUCCUCAGACUGAACACGGCUCCGGAAAUCACGUUUGUGUCCCUCUUAUUACUCGCCCCCUUUACUCGUCACUGGAAAUCAACUCCUACUCCUCCGAGCCCCUCGAUAAUUCCAGAAAAUUCUGCCUCGAUUUGACGGGACCUCGGGUCCUGUUAUGCUCCGACCCUAUGAUUGAUUUGAUCCUCAAAACGGGCAUAAAUCAGUAUAUGGAAUUCAAGAGCGUGGAUGCUAGCUUCAUGAGUGAUGCGGAGGGAAAGUUGGGGACGGUGCCUGACUCACGGAGUGCCAUAUUUAAGGAUCGGAGUUUGUCAUUCACCGAGAAGAAUCAGUUGAUGAGGUUUUUCAAGCUAGUACAGGGGCAUUUCCUGAGCGAGAGCGAGGGUGAAGGGAGUGAUCUGAUCUCUGAGGAGGAUUUAGAGAGUCCGUUUGUGGAGUUUUUGACGAAAUUGGGACUAUCACAUAAGCUAAAAUCGAUUAUUUUGUACGCAAUAGUGAUGGCUAAUUAUGAUCAAGACAAUAUGGAGGUCUGUAAGGAUAUUAUCAAAACAAAAGAUGGGAUAAAUUAUUUAACACUUUACCACUCGUCAGUUGGCAGGUUUCCUAAUGCAAAUGGUGCUAUGAUUUAUCCCCUAUAUGGCCAAGGGGAGCUUCCACAAGCCUUUUGCCGUCGUGCAGCUGUGAAAGGGUGUAUUCAUGUUUUGCGAAUGCUUGUAAUUGCCCUACUCAUGGAUAAGGAUAGUGGGACUUAUAAAGGCGUCAAGUUAGUUUCUGGUCAAGAGUUAUUCAGCGCUCAGUUGAUUCUUGCCCCCUCUUUUAAGAUUACAUCAUCAUUAUCUCCUCUUUCUUCACAUGAGCUGAGUUCCCAUGAUUUGACCCUUCAAGAUGUCGAACAGAAGGUUGUGCGGGGAAUAUGCAUUACGAGGAAUUCCUUAAAACCAGAUGUAGCUAAUUGUCUGGUGUUAUUUCCUCCUGGAUCUUUGUGCUCAGAUCAGAAGAUGUCUGUUCGUGUUUUUCAGUUGAGUAGCAAUGUGGCUGUCUGCCCAUCUGGCAUGUUUGUGACUUAUCUUUCAGCACUGUGUGAUAAUGCUGUUGAAGGGAAGAAUUUACUGCAUUCAGCCAUAAAUGCUCUGUUUUCCGUGUCUAUUUCUGGUAAAUCUGACAAGGAUGAUCAAAGUGAAAUUACUGAAGUAAAACCCAGCCUGCUUUGGACUGCUUUGUAUCUGCAAGAGUUGACUAAGGGUGCAUUUGAAUCCAUCAACUAUAUGACAAUGCCGGAUGAACAUCUUCACUACAAUUGUCUUCUAGAUACAACAGCAAAGCUAUUCCAAAAAAUGUAUCCUGGUGAAGAAUUCUUCCCUAGGACAAAUCCAUCUGAUGAGUUUGCGGAUGAUGCUGGUUCGGAGUUGGAAACAUAGAGAAAUACCAGGUGGUUUCAAUUUGCUGGUCGAAUAUUUUCUGUGUUGCCCCAUGGUAGAGCAGCAGUGUUAUGAAUGUAGUAGCAUUAAGGUGAAAUAUGAACUUGCUUGCUUGCAUGGAUUGGCUCUGGGUACAGUUCUAAAACUGAAAUAUGCUGUGUUGUCACCAUGCGGAAUUGAAUCAAUAUCAGUUUUCAUCACCUGUGAUGUUUCAGGCAAUGGAAUUUUCUUAUCUUUUGUUGGUUGUUUGCAUUUGUAUUCUAGGCUUUGUAAACCAUGAAGUUAUCUUUGGAAGAGGAUUCUCCUGAUACUUGGAACUGCUUUGUAAACCAUAACGUUGGCCACUUGGCUGUGUCCUUCCUAGAUCAACUCGAAGCUCUUUAUAAUCAGACAUGGUCGACGACCCUAUAAUUUUCGCAAGGGCCCAGUCAAGGGGCGCUAAAAAUUAUAUUGUUGAA